UAACAUAUUUAAAUUAUAAAAUUUUUCGACACAUGAAAACAAACAAUUCGCAAUUGAAGACAGCAAAAGCAGUCAAGGAUCGGCUAUAGAAAACUGUUGUAAAUAUUUUUACAUAAUAGAAAGUCCAUUUCAAAAAAAUAAAAUAUCUUACUCGCAAUAUUUUUGGCAAUCCCGGGUGUUGGCGGUUAUACCCCUAAAUCUACCACAACAACUACGCAUCCAACCAAUCCAAAACUAUACACCCCAACUAUCAACAAAUUGCAAGCAAUCGCCCAACAACAACAGUAACACUAAAGCUCAAUGCUUCUACGAAUCGUCAAUUGCUGACAUUUAUUUUGAAUUUUGGAAAAUCCCAAAAAUCUGUAAUAAAUCGAAAAAAUUAAAUCAAUUUUUAAAGUGUUUCCUGCAUGUAACUGAUUGCCAAGGACAUACAAAUUAAUCAACAACAACAAUAGCAGCCACGCUUAUUGCCGGUGAAAUACCGUCCAUCUACCACUACAAGUACAGAUUAAAAGGCUAUGCAAAUUUUGUGAUUCACUCAUUUCAACAAGUUUAGCCGUAAAUAUCCCAUCUUCAGCAAAGGAGAUUUAUACUCCAUUCAAACCUUCUACCACACCAAAUUUACCCUGUUUUGGUUCUACUUUCCAUCCUGAAGAAAAUUGUAUUUAAGUUUAUAUCUUGUGUACACAAGAACCCGAAAAAUUCACUCGUAUGCGCCGUGGAAUACAAUGAAGUUUUGCAGCAUGAACGGCCCAAGUGAAUCUGAAGUUGAAAGUCUACUUAUGAGUCCAUGCUGGGGUCCCACACAAAACGGUAGCCAGGAUCAAUAUCUGCUUGAUGGCCAUAAAUUGCUGCUCGAUCAUGACCUGGAUUCGCUUCCUAGCGAUUCGGAACAGAAAAACUCCUUAGAUGUACUUGAUAACCUGUUAUUGAAUUCGUCCUCAUUGAAUGCGCUUUCUGAUCUGAAACCACUACCACCGUUCACCGGCUAUACGGGACAUUUGUCCAUCAAUGGCAUAUCCGGACAUCAUUACCAUGCAAUUGCACAGAGGCUACCUGAUGAGAGCAACAACAAUUACAUACAAAGCGCCUACCAGACGAAUCAUGCGACGACGACGGGAAACGCCUCCACAAGUAUACAGUUGGCGGCGGCGACGUCGGGUACGUCACCGCUACCGGGUAAUGGCGGAGGCGGUGGAGCCAACAGUCAUGGGUCUUCAGCCGAUCACAAUAUCGUUUCUUCGUCUACUUGCCUGCCUGAGAGCGUGUUAAGUCCGGAUACGGACGCCUGCCUGAGCGACGUGAAACUGUUUGCGGAUAGUCAAUUAGAUAAUAAGUUGUACUCGAUGGCCGACAGCUGUGUUAUGUCGGCAGGUGGUGCGGGUGGGAUUGGUGGAGGUGGUGUUGGUGGCGGCGGUGGCAAUAAUGGAAAUGGCAUGGUGGGCGGAGGUGAUCAUGGACCAGAUUCAUUGCACAGUGGCGUACGCAUUUACACCGACGCCAAAGAUCUAUCUGAGUAUGUGGAUAUGAACUCGAUUGACGAUAUUGCGGCCAUAAUCGGCUCUGCGAUAGCCGAUACAACAGUGCCCAAUCAACUAGAUAAGGAUGACGGAAAUGAUACGCGAGAUUCCUGGAUGGAUCUCGAUGCGUGGAUAGAUGGAAAUUGUAUACAACAGGAUGGUAAACUACUUGUGUCGCAACAGGAUGCGCUAAGCGAAUUCAUCUUGCCACAUUCUCCCGUGCAUCCAAGCAGCUCCACGCUACAGAGCUUGUUGACGCACGGCUAUAUGCCAUUACUGCAUAAUCGACUGCAAAAUGGUCCGCCACAGCAGCAACAAACACAAGCCAAUACAUCGGCGUUGAAAAGUGAAGCGCCCAGUUCUACCUCAUACUGCAACGAGCUGCCGACAGCGACGUCCACCUCGAGUCCACCUGGUUCUGUGGUAUCGACCACGGACAAUCUGAUGAUCAACCCACGUUAUCUCACCAAUCCACAACAGUACCAAGUCUCCAUGUCAUCGAUGAAGUCAGACGGUCUCUGUAGUCCUGACAUGCUAGGUAAUUAUCCACAUACGACAACAAUUACACCCACCGGUACGCCGAAGACGAAACGUUCACGCUCUCAAAAGAAAUCCAGUCAACAGCAGCAGGCGCAAGCGAACGCACAGUCUAGUAGUAGCGGACUCGGGCCGCAACAACUCAACGCAAUUUCACCAUCCUCCGUUAGCUUCAGCUCCAAUGACCUCUCCGGACUGUUAGGCAAAGAGAAGCCCGUACAUCGGUGUAGUAUCUGCAAUCGAGGUUUUCUCAACAAAAGCAACAUCAAAGUACACCUGCGAACGCAUACAGGCGAGAAACCAUUCCGUUGUGAUGUCUGCGCCAAAGCGUUUCGACAGAAGGCGCACUUGCUCAAACAUCAACAGAUACAUAAGAGAAUUGGGCGUGACUGACACGAUGCGCGCGAGGAUCACGAACAACACAAUAAUGUCGUCGUGAUGCACGCCCAUAUGCGAGCGUUCAAGCCCAAAUCUACAAAAUCGUUGCGUCUGAGAGUGGCCUGAGUGUGUGGGUGUGCGCCCAAUUGCGUAAAAAACGAGUUUAUGAAUAAUCUAAUAUAUUCACGUGCUCGUAAGCGAGAAAGAAAAGGGGUAGCUGUAGCGUGGCUUUACCAAAAAGUAGCCUUGCUGGAGCUGCACCCUCAACCACCACACAUCAACACUCCCAGAGGCAGCGUAGUGUUCAUUGAAGGCGAUGGAAUGGUAACACCACUAGAGAGCGAAAGAGGCUGCUGAGGAGGCUACAAGUUAACUCGCAGUCACUCAACUCGAGUGAAUGUUUCCUACUUCAAUGGCCUUCAAUGAGCGAGUGCGUGUAACGUAUUCCUUAAUGUGAGGCAUUCAACAGAAUGAGGUGAGUAUUUUCUGUAUAUUGAUUCGACUACAUUUGACAAACACUUAAUAUUCCAUGAGAUGAGAGUAUAAUCUUUUGUAGUUUAGUUGGUAACGAAAAUACUUAUUGCUUUUCAUAUAUUAAGUUAUUAUUUUGGAAUACGUUGCACGCAGUCAUUAUUUGUUAUUCGUUGUUGUUGGUUGCUUUUGAUCUCUUUAGUUUUACUCACUUGUUAGUUGAAUCUAUUAUAUUUGGUUACAGAAUUGUAGGCGGGGGUAUAAAUAUAUAAUGUGAGUGAGUAAUCAAGGUUUAAAACGAAGGUUCUUGAUACAAUUGAGUCUAGAAAAAUUUAUGUAUAAUAUUUGGAUGCAUAGUAAAAUUAGUGAAAUUAGUGAAAAUGUAGGUUUAGCACACAAAGUUAUAUGUAUAUAAGAAGUGAAGUAAUUAUGGGUAAAUUCUAAAUGAAAAAGUUUCACUGGCAUAAGUUACAAUUGACCGAGUCACUUGCAACUUUCCAUAACUAAUUAAAAUUCUAAUAAGAAUCCGUUCAAUUCGUUAGUUACUAAAGUAUAAACAGCUUUUUCGUUUAAGACAGAACUCAACACAGCUCCGCCAAUCAAAAAUCAAGUGCCGAAGCGGCCGAGGCGGAGUAGGGGAGGCAAAUAUUUGCAUUGCCACUCCGCCGCCAUUCUCUAAGCUUAUCGCUUUCAAUAACAUCCAGUAAACUUUUUAGAAAUUGCGAAAACCUCGAUAACUUGGCCUCUUCCAUAGUUGGAAGUUGAACUCAGCCGUUCUGAUCACCUACUAUGAGGCCAGUUUUCCAGCGCUAGUUUAAUUAUACUUUACAGUUUAACCUGCCUAUGCCUAAUUUUAGAGCCUUAAACCUAAAACAGCAUUGAAAUAUCGAUUAUAAAUACUAAGCCACGUCUGGUUGUAACUGCCUAUCGAUAUCUCAUUAGUUGCAAAAGUAUUUAGAGCGAAAAUGUCACAUCCGAAAAUGGAAGCAUUUUUAAUAUUUUGGAAAAAAAAUCGUGCAAAGAGAGCUUUGAUUUUUUUCACUUCCUGUUUCUUGGAGGGAGUUUUCAGUGCAAAUUUAAUUCUGCUUUCUGGCUAAACUAAGUGUAAAUGCCCAAUUCUACAGCCUCAAACUCACUGAAAAACUAUUCCUUAGUUCAGUUGUAUUACUAACCUCAGAUAUGCUAACAUUUUAGUUUCCAAAAUACUCACAUUCCUGUUUUUUACCCUUAACCAAAAUUUCAUAGAACAAUUUAAAUAAAUAUUUUGUUUCUUUCUCCUUGCAGCAAACCUAAUAAAGCUUUUAUCAUAAAUAUUUAUUUGAAAUGCCUUGGUUAUGUAAUAUAACAUUUUUCGAACAUAAAAUAAACUCUCUUCUCUUGCAUGCCAUAACUGGCCCACAAGCAAAGCGCUUACGAGUCACUAAUAUUUUAAAAUCUGCACCACAGAACGCUUUAUAUGCAUUAAGAACUAUUGAGCGAGCACGUUUCUUCAAUUCUGACGAUGUCAGUUGUUUAAACGAGUGCGGUUGCCAUCGUCAUCGACACCUACUACCAAACAUUUUGCAAAUACUGACUAUCGAAUAUUGAAUGUUUAGGGUACAAAUAUCAAAAUAUGGUAAAUAUUUAGAGUUUAGCAUUCGCCUCGUGUGCGUAAAUAAAAAUUUAUAAAUUCGAAGGGUUAGGCAACUUUUAGAAAGUAAUGAAAUCAGCUGUUAGUGCUAAAAUGUCUGGGUUGCAUUGAAAUGAGAAAACCACAAAUCCGAAUGCGUUAAACGAUCGACAGUAGCAUUCCAUUUAUGUCAGCUAUAAAUAUUUAGUUAUUCUUUGAGAAAGAGAGUAGGUGAAAACGAAAAGGAAAGUGCAUUUAAGUGAAUUUAAGUUAGUUGGGUACAAAUUUAAAGGGAGCACAAGCAAUGUAAGAACAACGGAGCGUCCAAUUGUCUUUUUGCAACUGUUGUUCCGUUUUGAUGCAAGUGUGCGCUCUACCAUCGAAAAAGUAAACAGCUGGGGCGUAUGAGUAACAAAAUGGAUUAAAAUAUAAUUAUUUUCAUUUUUUUUUUAAUUUAGAACAAUAGUUAUGUAAAAUUAUACAAACAUAUAUCUGUGUAAGUGUAAGUUCGUGGAACAGUGUAUAAAAAGUUAAAUUUAAUUUAAAUUAAAACUGUGCGCAAAGAAUUUGUAAAAUAUGAAUGUGCAAAGGCUGUAGAAGAAGCAGAGAAAUUGUACCUCAAAGUGGAAAAAUAUUUCAUACAAGUAAUUAAGCAAUAUCAAAUUUUGUUUAACUUUUUAACAAAACAUAUACAUACGUGUGUGUAAAUAUUAAAUAAAAAUCUAAUAAAAUUAAGUACUAAGCAAUAAUGUACAAACAAAUAUGCAAUAAUGUGGAAAAGUGCAGUGUAAAGAAAGUAAUUGGGUGUAGUAGUACAAAAAUUUUGGCUAGCACCCUGGCGGUGUAAUGAAAUUUCGCGUAAAUUUAGCGUUCUUAAUAUUCAAGAAAACGCAACUACAAAUAAAAUAAAAAAUGCUAUACAUGCGCUCAAAAUGUGCUUUUGAACUGUUCAUUAAAAGUUUUGAAAAUUGUAUGGCCACUAUUUUACUGUUAUUAGAAAAAAACCCUUAUAUUAUGUAUAAAAUUUUAAAUCUAAACAAACACAAAAAGCGAUGUUUUGCUGAAUCUAUGAUGCUUGUCUUUUAAGUUUUAUGCAUUAAAUUGUAUUAGAUCUAAACUAGAAAUUGUAAUUUAAUAACAAAACAUAACAUUCAACAUUAAUUUCGUACUAUAAGUAUGCGUUCUAUCCAAACAAACAUAAAAAACAAAAAAUAAGCAACCACUGAAAUUUCAAUCAAAUAAUCAAAACUUAGUAGUACUAAUUAACAAAAACAAACAAAACAAAAAAGAAAUUUAUGUAACCUAAAUUAAUGUAAAAUAUUUAUUAUUUAUUUGUAAUCAAACACGCUUGUGCAAUUAUUUAUUUAAAUGUGUAUACUCCCACCACUCCUUUCCAUUAAAAUCAAAAGAUAUUUCUCUUAUUUAUUCCCCCAUAAAUUAUAUAUCUCUUUUGGACCCCUAAAAAUGUAAAUAGUUUAUUGUUUUUAGUUUAGUUUUAAAUUAAAUGAAAUUAUUUUUA
Molecule: messenger RNA, 6034 nt
Organism: Anastrepha ludens (Mexican fruit fly)
Lineage: Eukaryota; Metazoa; Arthropoda; Insecta; Diptera; Tephritidae
Gene: ich
Product: ichor
Exons: 3
Coding region: 729-2450 (573 amino acids)
Biological process (GO): embryonic hindgut morphogenesis; regulation of transcription by RNA polymerase II; embryo development
Cellular component (GO): nucleus
Molecular function (GO): RNA polymerase II transcription regulatory region sequence-specific DNA binding; DNA-binding transcription factor activity, RNA polymerase II-specific
Source: RefSeq, a predicted model, not a curated record